UAAGCCUAGCACGCCACUCCCCUAACCCCCUCUUUCCCAUUUAUUACUUCUCAAAAUUCUAUUUUCCUUUUACUCUUUCUUUUUUCAUAUAUUAAAAACAAAACGUCAAUUCUCUCUAGUUUCUCUCUCUUUUUGUUCUUUAUAUUUGCAGUCUUUCUUGAUUUAUUCCUCUUCCUUUGCUGCCACCCUCCCAUGUUUUCCUCUAUUCCAAAAUAAAAACCACAAAAACUUUCAUAUCAAUUAAGUCUAAUUCAUUUCAAGAAUUUUGAAGAUGCAAGAAUGGUCCAAGAUUAUUUUAGUAGCAGUUUCAAGUGGUAUUCUUGUAUUAAUUGUCAUCACGAUAAUUAAGAGAAGGUGUUGUCCAAAAAAGCCUAGAGAAAAAAAUAAUCAGAAUUUGCAAAAUGGGAUAUCAAAACUCCAUCAUGUAAGUCUUCAUCAACUAGAAAGAGAUGGUACAAAGAAAACUAGUAAUUAUUAUGUUUUCAAGCAAGGGGGUGUAACAUCUACUAAGAAUUUUUUCAAUUGGUCUGAUCAUCCAUCACUUGUUACUGAUGCUGUUGAAAAUGGAUGGUCAAGAUUUGCUUUCACAACUUAUACACCAUCACCAUCCAUUAGAUCAUCAACAGCGAGGUCCCUAUUGGGAUCAUGUGGUGUUGGUGAAAAUGGAAAUGAAUUAUUUGAGGUUGACAUAAGUUGGGAAAUUUGUCAAGGGUCUGCUGAUUUUAUGCAAAAAAUUAGAUUCAAUUCUGGUGUUAAGAAACUUAGCAAAAGUACAAAUUUUAUGUCAGCUUCAUCUGUUAUUAAGACAUCUUUGCCCUUACCAGGACCCCAUUUGGGUAAUUCAUCAUUUCCACAAGAAUCUUAUUUUGAGAUUACUAUUUUGCCUUGGAAUAAUCAAGAUAGUAAUAAUCUUGAAAUUAUGGGAAAGGCAAAAGAGGAUAAAUUAGAUUUGGAGAAAAUUAAGCUUAUUAGAGAGGAUUCUUCAAAUUCAAAGGCUAAUUCAGAGUCUUUGGUACAUGUUACAAGUAGCCAUCAUAGGCUAAAUGGACAUCAAAAAGUUCAAGAAUCAUCAAAGGAGAAUUUGAAAAAUGAUCAGUUCAUUGUGUUGUCAAUUGGGCUAACAAAUGGUGGUUCUCUUCCACUUAAACUUCCAGGAAGCUAUCCAGGUUCCAUUGGAUUUAACUCAAAUGGUUCUGUUUUUCUUGAUGGUAUGAAACUGGUGUAUGAAUCACAAAGAGAAGAGUGGGGAAAAGCAGAAAAAGUGAUUGGUUGUGGAUACAAUCCAAGCCAAAAGAAAGUAUUUUUCACAGUGGAUUCACUUCUAGUGCACGAAAUUCGAUGCAAAUCAGAAGAAUUUGGGAACCCACUUUACCCAACUUUAGCAUCAAAUGGUGACAUAUUAGUACUAGUAAAUCUUGGACAAAGUGUAUUCAGAUAUCCACCAGCAAAUUUACAAAGGACACCAAAUCCUUGCUUCAUUAGUCCUAAUAUGGAAAAUAAUUCACCAAUUCUUGGAUAUGAAGACAGCAAGGAACUUUUCUCAAUGGGUAGAAUUGAUGCACAAUGGCUCAAUAGAAGUAAUACAAGAAGCAAUAACAAUACUGUUAAUAGUUUGAAACAAGUAUUAGAUUAUGAUUUGGAGUCUGAAGGUGAUUUAUUUGAAAUUGUGUUAGAUAAUUGUAAUAGUUCUUCAAGAUCUCCCAACCCCUUGUAGAAUAUUCACAAAAAAAAAAAUGAAAUGAAACAUCAUAUUUUGUACAGUU
Capsicum annuum is the source of this 1763-nucleotide messenger RNA. RefSeq lists its product as uncharacterized. The coding region runs from base 272 to 1714 and encodes 480 amino acids. NCBI's taxonomy places the organism in Eukaryota, Viridiplantae, Streptophyta, Magnoliopsida, Solanales, Solanaceae. The record is from RefSeq and is a predicted model, not a curated record. The transcript is spliced from 2 exons. Gene Ontology annotation, biological process: cell-cell adhesion.